Molecule: messenger RNA, 600 nt
Organism: Mobula hypostoma (lesser devil ray)
Lineage: Eukaryota; Metazoa; Chordata; Chondrichthyes; Myliobatiformes; Myliobatidae
Product: hemagglutinin/amebocyte aggregation factor-like
Exons: 5
Coding region: 46-600 (184 amino acids)
Biological process (GO): collagen fibril organization
Cellular component (GO): extracellular matrix
Source: RefSeq, a predicted model, not a curated record
AGAACCCACCUCCCUCGAUUCCCACGACUGCUGCCCGGCCUCCCGAUGCCAGCCUCGAGCGGACUGCUGCUUCUUUCCGCCCUCCUGUCUACGGAGAGGGUCUACACGUCGGUGCCAGAGAGACGAUGGCUAAAGGAGAACAACCUGGGCAUCAGUUACGUCUGCCCGUAUCGGGGUUCGAUCUCCAUGGUUGUCAGCCAGUUCAAUAACAAGACGGAGGAAAGAGUUUGGGAUUUUGCCUGUAAAUCAACUUUCCAGGGUCACGUUAGCUGUUCCUGGACAGACUACGUCAACAGAUUCGACGAGGGAAUAAAUUUCUCCUGCCCGUCCGAGGCUCUGAUCUGCGGGGCGGAGAAUCUCCGAGGCGACAUCCAAAAGGAUCGGAAGUGGAGGUUCUACUGCUGUGAAGCUGGCCGCGUUUGUUUCCGGGGCUGUGCCUGGUCCCCCUACGUCAACCAGCGCAACGAGUACUUCAGCUGGGAGGUCCCGGCCGAUCACUACCUGGCCGGAAUCGUGCGUCACCAUGAGAACCAGAGCGGAGAACGUCGCUGGCAAUUCCGCUACUGCGCAAUGGUCUCUACGAACAUGUUUCAACCAUGA